CUGCUGCCGCAUUGGCUGCGCCUGGGGGCUGCCCCGCCUUCCCGUGCGCCGCGGGUCUCUGCGGGGUCGCCCCGGCGCUGGAGCUGCGGGGUGGUGGACCACGGGCGGGCAGGCGGGCUCGGUACCGGUAGGGAUGGACGGCCCGCCCCCUGCCCUGGCCGCGAUGUCGCAGCUCUGAAGAGGCUUGGUGCCACGGCUGGGUGCUGAGCAGCGGCCUGAGAAAGCAAGACUGAGGUAUGGGAUAAGAUCUAUCUGGAGUAGUAAGCAUGGUUCGAGAACGAAAAUGCAUAUUGUGUCACAUUGUAUACAGCUCAAAAAAGGAGAUGGAAGAACACAUGAGGAGCAUGCUUCACCACAGAGAACUCGAAAACCUGAAAGGAAGGGACAGCAACCAUGAGUGCCAGGUGUGCAGGGUGACGGUGGUGGGCUUGUCAGCGUAUGCCAAGCACAUCUCCAGCCAGCUACACAAAGACAAUGUUGAUGCCCAUGAUAAAGCGGAAGAGAAAGAGGAGGCAGAAGAAGAAUACCUUGACAAAGAACUCAUUCAACUAAUCAAACAAAGGAAGGAACGGAACCGGCAAGUUGAACCAUGCUGUGCAAACCAAGAAAUAGAAUGUGAUGAUAGGAGAUCACAGAGGAGGCGAGAAGAAAGAGCUACAUACAAAGAAAGAGAAGCUUAUGAUCAGUCAUCAUGGCAUCAUCAUAAUGCAUCACAGAGGGACUGGAAAUGGGAAAAGGAUGAUUACAUUAAUUCUAGACAAGGCAAAUUUUCACACUCCCAGAGGAACCUUAAUAUAAAUAGGCAUCCAGGUGGCCCAAGGGGACGCUCUGGGUGGCACCAAAAUGUUUCAGGGAGCUCUUCAAGUUGGCACAACUAUGGGAAUUCUGGAAUUGUUUGGCAUCCCAAUGGGCGAGGAGGAGGAGGAGGAACAUCAAAUUGGCAUCACGGUGCCAGGGGGAGGAAUUCUACUUGGCACGCAGAAGGAACAGGUAAUUUUUCUAGCUGGAAUUGCAAGAGUUAUGGAGGAAACUGGAAGUCUAGUUCUCAUGGUGCAAAUAGCUGGAAUUUCGGAAGCUCUGGAGAUACAUAUUCAUUAGAUCCAGCUAAAUAUAAUAAGGAAAGAUAUACGUGGCAGUGGCAGGAGAAAGACAUCACUGAUGUUCUUCCUUACAGAGAUCGAAAUAAUAGGAGUGACUCAUUUGAUUUUACUAGUGAUAAACUUCCUUCUGAGGGGGCACUGGAUUUUGGUACUUCUAAGCAACCAGAAAGCAAAGCUUCAAGAAACAGUGGAAAAAGUGGGAGCCCCUCUAGAGAUAAAAUACAUCGCUGGACUCCCUACCCAUCCCAGAAAUCUACAGAGCAGCAGUCAUGGUUUGAAGAUGUUUCUAAAGCUACAGAUAAAAUGGAUUCUGUAUUUUUGCCUCUUACUGAGUCAUCAGUAAAAGGAAAAACUUGUGAAGCCAUUGCUAGCCUCCCAAAACAUAAAAAGAGGGAAGCAUCUUCCCGUUCUAACGUAACUCUAGAUUACCCUGAUUCCAGUGGUGAAAAGCCUGACAAAGAUGAUGGCAGAAGUAGUAGGAUGCCAUCGCUGAAAUCCCCUCUUCUAAAUAUCACGGACAUGACUUCCCAAAAGCAAGACACAAAAAGUCUGUUAAAAAAUGUCAAGUUGAUGUUAUCCUCACCUAGUAGCAAAGGGCAGUACCAUUUGAGAGCACUGAAUCUGGAAACUAACAGUUUACCUUCUUAUUCAUCAAAGCUGCAUGGUGCAUGUGCUGGUAACGUACAAGGCAACAACAAAGACACACUUAGCAGUAAUCCUGGGGAGCCUGUUAAUAACUUAGGUGAAGCAGAACAAAAACCCAAAGAUGUUCAGUCCAACCAUUCCUUGCAAGAUACUCCCUUAAACUCUUGCAAGAAUACAAGCGAUCAGAAUAUGGAAGAAGCUGGGAAAGCAUCACCAGAGAGCAAGUUCAGACUAGAUUCAUUAGAAGAUGUGAGUGACGAUGAGUUAACAGGGAGCGAGAAGGCAGAAAUAAGAGUUGAAAAACUGAGUCCUUCUGUUAGUUCUUGUUUACCCUGUGACACUCCAGAAGGUAAACUUGCUGCCUCUGAAAAGGAUGUUGAUGAAAAGCCAUCUGCUUCAAGCAUUGCAUCUGCUGAUCUGAAAGAUUCUGCAUUUCAGAUGGAAUCCACAGUUUCUCCAUCAGACAGUCAGGACCACUUGCACGUGGGUUUGAAAACCCCCUCAUGUGAAAGAGAAGUGAAUGAGGAGCAUGUCAAGUCACGUGAUCACUUUGAAAUGGAAGGUUUUGAAAAUCCUUCAGACCAUGAGCUGCAGAAAGGAGGAAGUCAAUCACUAGGCCUUCUUCUUCCUGAUUUAAGUAAACUUGGCCUCCCUGCCUCUCUGCAAAGAGACCUGACACGACAUAUUAGUUUGAAGAGCAAAGUGGGAAUACAUCUUCCAGAGCCCAAUCUGAAUAACGCACGGCGCAUUCGGAAUGUGAGUGGCCAUCGGAGAAGUGAGACUGAGAAAGAGUCGGGGCUUAAACCCACCCUCAGGCAGAUUCUUAGUGCUUCCCGGCGAAAUGUAAACUGGGAUCAAGUCAUCCAGCAGGUAUCCAAGAAAAAACAGGAACUUGGCAAAGGUUUACCAAGGUUUGGUAUAGAAAUGGUGCCUCUCGUUCAAAAUGAUCAAGAGAGUCUAGAACUCAGUGAAGAAUCUGAUCUGGCUACUCUGGAAGGAUUCCAGUGGGAAGGGAUUUCGUUAACAGUGCCUGGGUCAGCCAGAAAACGUAGCUUUUCUGAAAGCAGUGUCAUUGCAGACAGACACCCUUCUGCUUACAGCUUUUUUAGUGAACAACACAAAGCAAAAGAAUGUGAGGAAAGGCAAAUAGUUGCAGCCAGACACUUACAUGAUAUAACAUCUGGAUACGAGGCAAGUGUUGACACUGAAGCUGACUUGAAACAGGAGGCCUCUUCUCUUUCUUUGUCACCAUUUGUAUCUGAAAGAACUAAGACCACUGGAAGGAAACACAGCCUACAGGCUACUUCUGAGGUCACAGGCCUCACAAAAGCAGAGCAGGAGAGUCUAGAUAAGAGAACACCUCUUCUUGAAAAACAGAAUGUGUUAGAAAUCUCAGAAGAAAAUCCUCUGGCCUCAAGUGAUGUACUUCUUGCAGUGUCUAAUAACAUAGAUGCAGCUACAGACAGUAGCUACACUUCUGGUACUGAGCAAAAUGACAGCCAAGGAAUUGGAAAGAAACGAAGAGCAACGGGAGAAGGAUCCUCUCCUGAAAUCCCUAGUCUGGAAAGAAAGAAUAAAAGAAGAAAAAUCAAAGGUAAAAAAGAACGGUCUCAAGUAGACCAUUUGUUGGCUAUUUCACUGAGGGAAGAAGAAUUGAGCAAGUCCCUGCAUAGUGUGGACAACAGUCUCUUGCAGGCUAGAGCUGCCCUGCAGGCUGCGUAUGUUGAUGUUCAGCGGUUCCUUGUGUUGAAGCAGCAGAUAACCAUGGAAAUGAGUGCGUUGAGAAGCCAGAGAAUCCAGAUCUUGCAAGGGCUACAAGAAACAUAUGAACCUUCUGAACUGUCAGAGAAACUUCCCAGUAGUGUCUCGUGUGAGAGAGGAAGCAGCAAAUCUCAGGUGUCGGCUGAUUUGCUUCCUGCAGGCUCUUUCUUGCCCCUUUUGGACACUUUGUCUCCUGUACCUUCACUGGGAACUUCUGUUCAUGUAAACACAUCAACACCAUUCCAUUCUGGCAUCACAUUCACUGCUCCUCCAGACUCCUCCGUGCAAGUUAAACGAGAACCUGUGUCUCCAAAAGCCUCAGAAGAAAAUGUGAAUGCUGUACUCCAGAGCUCUCUGUGUGCUUCACGAACAGAAGUGGUGGCGCAGAAGGAUGAUGAGAUGAUCCAAAAAACAUCAGUGCAUCCAGUUAUCUCUGCAACCAUAUCCCUCUCAGAGCUGACAGCUUGUUUCCAACGUGCUAAUCAAGAAGUUCACAAGCCUGCUGUGGACAGAGGAAAGGCUGGUCUUCUGGAGAAUCCUUGUCAUUCCCUGUCUACUUUCAGCAAAAGAGAAGCAAAUGGUACAGUGACUGAAAGCUUUUUACUGGAUCAGUGUAGCACCUUGCUUCCAAAUCGUUCAGUCCUUCUUGAAAUGCCAAUGGAUAAAACUCCCAAAUUGUCAGCAGAACCAUCUGAACAACAGGCAGCAAGUACUCUAGUCCCAGCAGAAAAAGGGAAUAGAAGGAGAAGAAAGUUAAGGAAAAAGAAAACACUGAGGGCAGCUCAUGUGCCGGAGAACAGUGACACAGAACAGGAUGUAAUUGACUGUAAACCUUCCCGGAAGGUCAAGAGUGGAAAAGUUCCUAAAGGAGAAAAAGUAGUUACUACAUCCACUCCUCAAAAACAGGGAGAUGGAGUUGCUAUUCAAGCAGCUAGAAACAAAGAUGAGAAUGAUAGUGAUGCUUCUCUGGAACUAGUGGAAGUUGCAACACCCCAGUGCGAAGUGGUUGACAUUGGUUCAUCAGAGUCAGGAGAUGAGAAACCAGACAGCCCAUCAAAGAGGGAGUCAUGCAGCGCUGUGGACCAAGCAGUUUUAGAGGCAUCUUGCUCAGGUUAUGAUGAAGUGAGCUCUACCAGUGAGAUUGGCACAAGUUAUAGGGAUGAUAUGAAAAGAAGUGUGGCUGAGACACAGACUUCUAUAUCAUCACUAAGAGAAUCAAAGAACUCAUCAGAGGUGUCUUCAGAGCCAGGUGAGGAUGAAGAACCUACAGAGGGGAGCUUUGAAGGACACCUGGCUGCAGUGAAUGCAAUUCAGAUUUUUGGGAAUGUAUUGUACACCUGCUCAGCAGACAAAACUGUUUGUGCCUACAAUCUGGUUAGCAGGAAGUGUGUGGCUGUCUUUGAGGGACAUACUUCAAAAGUGAACUGCCUCCUGGUCAUUCAGACAAAUGGGAAGAAUGCUGCACUUUAUACUGGCUCAAGUGAUCACACCAUCAACUGUUACAAUAUCAAGACCAAAGAGUGCAUGGAACAGUUUAAACUGGAAGAUCGAGUGCUCUGUUUACACAGUAGAUGGCGGAUCCUUUAUGCAGGCCUUGCAAAUGGCAGUGUGGUUACAUUCAAUAUAAAGAACAACAAGCAAGUUGAUACCUUUGAAUGCCACAGCCCUAGAGCAGUGAGCUGCUUGGCCACAGCUCAGGAAGGAGCACGCAAGCUGUUGGUAGUGGGCUCCUACGACUGCACCAUCAGUGUACGAGAUGCGCGGAAUGGGUUGCUUCUCAGAACUCUUGAAGGUCACAGCAAAACUAUACUUUGCAUGAAGGUUGUGAAUGAUCUGGUGUUCAGUGGUUCCAGUGAUCAGUCUGUCCAUGCCCACAACAUUCACACUGGAGAACUGGUACGGAUCUAUAAAGGCCAUAACCAUGCAGUAACGGUUGUGAACAUUCUGGGGAAAGUGAUGGUAACAGCAUGCCUCGAUAAAUUUGUUCGUGUUUAUGAACUACAGUCGCAUGACCGCUUGCAAGUUUAUGGAGGCCACUCAGAUAUGAUCAUGUGUAUGACCAUCCAUAAGAGCAUGAUCUACACUGGAUGCUACGACGGCAGCGUCAGAGCUGUGAGGCUUAAUCUGAUGCAGAAUUAUCGUUGCUGGUGGCAUGGAUGUUCGCUGAUCUUUGGAGUUGUCGAGCACCUGAAACAACACUUGCUAACUGACCACACCAACCCAAAUUUUCAGACCUUAAAAUGUCGUUGGAAGAACUGUGAUGCUUUCUUUACUUCCAGGAAAGGUUCCAAGCAGGAUGCUGUGGGACACAUUGAAAGACAUGCUGAGGAUGACAGCAGGGUUGACUCAUGAAACUUCUCACCUCCCACAUUGGGAAGUAAUUUAAUGUCAGGAUUAUUCCAAAUAACAUCAAUUUUUUUACUCCAGUCUUUUUCUUUUACCAUUUGGAAUGCAAAAAGGAAGUGAGGCUGAAAGGCCUCGCUACAGAGCUGCAGGUUGUGUUGCACGCUGUAGAUAUAAGGCUGGUCAGUUAAGAAGCGGCCCAAAUGUAAGAUUCUUGCAAGUUUUUAAUUCAUUGACAAAUAAGAAUAUUCCCCCCUCUUGUCUGCCUUGUUUUAUGAAGAAGUAUGUUCUUGAGAAUCUUUGGGAAGUGCAGAGGGGUGUUGAGAAGUUAGAUGACAAUGGGUGCUGGUGUUUACACACGCAGCUUGAAACCUGUUAAGUGUCUAACUAAAAUAUGCCUGUUUUUAUGAUGUAUCCAUUUUUAGCUGAUUUCAGUAAAAAUCUGCAAACCAGAAUGUCAAAAAAUCUGUCAGUGUAACUUAAGUAUCCAGUGUACAUAUUGGCUUUCUUCAUAAAAAGAAAUGGUAUUUUACGGAGAACUGGAAUGAGUUUUCUAAUGUUAACUGUAAUUUAUAUUUUAAUCUUUGUCUAAAAAUUUCUAUAACUGACACAAUAUAUACAGUGACAGACUGCCCUAAAUAUUACACCUCCUGAAGUGUUUUGGUAUUUUCUUUUUCUUUGGAGGAAAGCAGUUCUUUGUUGACAGGCGUGCAAGCAGCAGCAAAACAGCUCUGCUCUCGUGCCUUUCAAUCUUAGUCUCUUAUAGGUCCUUAUGUGCAGGAAAGGAGGAACCAAUAUCAGCUUUUGUUUCUCAGUAUAAACACUAUCUUGAUAUCCAACACUGGAGUUGGAUUCCUUAUUCGACUUGGAAUUCCCUAAUCCUAUAUCUUUAUUACAGAGCAAACAAAUAGAAGUUCAAAGUCACUGUAUGUCUAAGUGCUUCUACUUCAGCAUUAUUUUGUUUCUGUUGUGAACUGGCUUAAUUUGCUUGGGCUAUAUUAAAUUCACAAAAGGUCAACAGGAUUUGAAAGUCUAAAGUUCUCAAGCAGAAGCUGGGGAUACAAAAUGCAUGUUUUGUGUAUUAAAAAAAAAUCUUGUUUCCGCAAAUGUAUGUAAUGGGCACGGGGAAGCCGGUGCAGAGCAGAAGAGUGUCUCUCCUCGUGCAGGUCCCUCUGCUGCUGUCUCUUGGGGUUGCAGUCUUAACCUCAUUUUCCUGUUGAGUUCAGUGAAACUGAGUUUUUGUGUUCAUGAUGCUCUUAAAAAAACAAGAUGAGUCUGACAAAGAACUCUUAAACAAUGAGACUAAUCUGUCAAGGACCUUUUUGUUCAUGUUUGACUAACCUUCAGAUCAGGAUGAAAAAAGCAGGUGUUUCCUUAAACUGUAACAGAAGAUAAAGAUAGCCCAAUGUCAAAACUGAGUUACUUAUAAAUGUAUCCAGUGCUUUUCAAAGUGAAUGUACUGCUUUCAGUGGACAUCUCUUAACCACUCGUUUGAGACUUCUUAUGCUAUCCAUUGACCAAACGUAUUUUGUAGCCUCAUUCUUUGACUAAAAAGAUGUCUUUUUAGGCCACGGCUGUGACUGAAGGAGGCCUGUGGAUGUUCAGUUCUGCCAUCAAGUCAAGGAACUUCAGGGCCUUCUCUGAAACACACAAUUUUUAUAUUGUGUUAGCGCACAAACAUAAUUCCUCUGUAUUUGCUUGACAUUGAUGUUUUUUCUUGGGAAAGACAGGAGUAAAAUAGGAACGAGGUACAUUAGCAUCCUACUUCAAACACGUAGGAAUCCUUGAGGUUCCAAUGCUCUUGUAGUUUUUUUGAGUGAUUUUUUUUUUGGGGGGGAGGCGGUUUUUUGUUGCUGUUGUUUGUUUUUAUUAUUUUCAUUAACAUGUUUGUAGACAGGAGAAAUAAAAGCAAUCUGUGACUUAGACUCAAGGCAGCUUUGAGAGUUUUAUGUAUUUUUGGGAGGGAUGGGUUGUUUUCUGCUUUAUUGCUCUGGAAUCUUCAAGAAUAUUUAUUUGUUUGAGAUUUUUUUGUUGGUGUUUUUUUAUAAGCAGAGGGCUGCAUAUGACUUAAACCAUUUCCACAAUUAUUGAUAUUCAAGAGGUUUUGUUUUUUUUUUUUUUGAACCACAGUGAGGGAGCAUGUAAAAGCACGGAAGGAGACAACUAACUGAGCUGUUCUUCAUAGAUUGUGACUGGAGUAAAAUGGCGUGGAGCGGUGUGUUCUUAGGAUAAGCAUGUGGAGUGGCUGUAUCACUAAACAUGAUGUGCGAGAGUAGAUUUUGAUACUUGGUGAUUCUUAUUCUCUCAGUUGAUGAUUUUGUUUUCAGGAACGUGCAGAGAUCUUUCUCACUAGAUUUUGCAACAAAGACAGUUAUUUCACUUUAUUUGCAUUCCUGAUUAGUUAUUGUGUUGAUCUUUUCUAGUUGGUGUAAAAGGAGACUUCCUUUUCUUGUACUCGGUGAUAUUUGUUUCUCUGUCUUUAAAAACAGUCUGAUCCAAAAAUGAAUCAGAUGGACUUCUGAAAUCCAGUUUUAGCAGUGGUGUCUUCUGCUACUUCGGAGGGUAUUUCAGGUCCAUUCUCAGAUAAGAGACAGGAAAAUAGCAGAGCUGCGUGAGUGCUUAUCAAUUUCGCUUUAUAUGUGUAGAAAAUAUAUAUGUUGCUCGAGGGCUCAGAGGAAAAUACUGUGCUGCUUUGUCCUAAGGCUAUCUUAAAAGGAUUUGCUAUGAAACUGUCACACAGAUAUGAAGUUCUACAGACUUCUUUGGAGUUCUGUGGGGAAUGCAGCUUCCAUUAGUAGCUGUUUGUUUCCUCCACAUAUGUUUGCAGAAGAGAGAUGGAUAUUGAUGUGUUAUAUUGGCAGCCAUUGAUGAGAUCCUCUCCAGUCUUGCACUGAGGAUUCUGACUUGUGAUAUACCUCUGGUCAUAGAGCGAAAUAGUCUUGGGAAAGGGACUGCUUGUGAAAUGUGAGUGGGGUAAUUUUUACAUGAAAAGCAGCACGACGCAUCUGAAGCCUGUGUUCAGGAAUGUGUUUGUUUUGGGUUUAUUUUUUAUGCAACUAAAGCAUUGUGGGUGUGGAAGAGUGAGUAGAGUGAGGGUUGGUUUUACAGUUAGCUGUUUUAUUUCAUUAGUCAAAUGUUAGACAGUGAGCUCUGCACUUGUAUGCUGACUGAAUAUGGCAGUCCCUUUUUAGGUGGAAGCUGUCAUUCUCAGCAGUACUGACGCUGCUUAUUCAGCAGUGAGUCUCCUCAAUGGGCUUGAAGUGCUCAGAGCUAUUGUACUCUUCUGUCUUUUGAAUGGGAGAGGCUUUACUGAAACCGGUUAUAUAUCAUUCUCUUCAAAAGUGGGAAAACAUGUUGUGGUGCGCCUAUAUUAAGCCCUACCCAAGCUCAAAAAGGAGAGUGCGAGUAGCAUAAAAUGAUCGCUUAAAAGUUCAAAUGUGCAACAAAGCUUAACCUUAUCCGACAUCCUCACGUGUGGAUUGUCGUAUCCUAAGACUGAUCUGUCGUCUUUGCUCUGUUUUCCUUGAAAUCACAGGAAAAAUAGCUAACUGACAGUGCAGCGCUGUGUGGCCUAGUGCUGUUGCUUCCCUGUGUGGAAGGGGCCAGAGGGGAAACUGUUGCAUCUGUUGGUAUAAAGAUGCAUUACAUAUCCCAGCUUCUGUUUGCCUUGAGUAAGGUGUGUGGGUUGCAGACCUUCCAAGCAGUUCAGCUCUGUGCUAUGUUGAAACAGCGGGGGUCUUAAUGUGCUUACAAACUAUGUAGUAAUGCUGAAUCACGGUAAACAAUGAGUGAAAGCUCACAAUAAACUGUAGGUUCCCAGAAACAAAAACGUGCUGAAAAGAUAUUUUUUCCUUCUUUUAAAUUAAAAAUGUAGGUACAGAUGAUAAAUCUUGGUUUUCAGGCUUUUAUGGUACUAUCAUUCAAACAUAGUCUUAAGCUGUCCAGAAUUGCAGAAUAUAUGAGGAAGGAUAAGGAAACAGUCUCAGCUGCUAAUUGUAAAAUAUUUAAUGGUGAGAGUAAAGAGCAAACUGUGUAGGUAUAUAUUCUGUCGUAUGCACCUGCCAGCUUCUCAAAUUUCAUUAUGCUGCAAAUAUUAAAAAGUUUUUAAAGUGGAAUAAAACAACAUGGUUGAGUAUUUAAUAACUUAAGCUAUGUAGAACAUUUGCACAGAUUGACCUUGCUUUUCCUCUGUCAUUUUGGUACAAAGCUGGGAGUGUAAUAAUGAAACUUUACACAGCCACAAAAUGAAAAGAAAAUAAAAAUAAAAGUUCUUUAUAUUGUUA
Molecule: messenger RNA, 10132 nt
Organism: Numida meleagris (helmeted guineafowl)
Lineage: Eukaryota; Metazoa; Chordata; Aves; Galliformes; Numididae
Gene: ZNF106
Product: zinc finger protein 106
Exons: 23
Coding region: 267-5858 (1863 amino acids)
Cellular component (GO): membrane; cytosol
Molecular function (GO): SH3 domain binding; zinc ion binding; RNA binding
Source: RefSeq, a predicted model, not a curated record